AUGAAGCAGAUUUUGGUUUUAGCAGUCUUGGUGUGUGGUGCAUGUGCGAUUUCCGUACAUGAAGCCAAGAAAUUUCAUAACAGCGGAACAUAUGGAGGAACUGUGACGUACAAAGACAAUGGGGAUGGCACGAUCACUCUGACUUCCAACGGUCUCCCCGAUCACCCCUUUGAGAGAGUGAACCCGAAUCACCCAGAGACCCGUAGUGACGUGUACACCCUCCCUAAAAACCCUACAUUUGCCAAAAGCGUAGGAUGUCUGGCAAUGGGACCGAUUGGAAUGACGAUUACAGGCUCCAUGAUAUACGACCCUCUGGACGCUGACGGAGAAAAUGCCGUGGAGGGAUCUGGAAGGGAACGAUUUGACCACUACGGAGGUCACACAGACAAUCACGGGAUCUACCACUACCACAAGAUUCCAGGGAGCUGGAUGUACACUGGAGAGGCUGACGAACUCCUUGGAGUCGCUUUUGAUGGAUUCCCAAUCUACGGACCGAAGGCAUCCGAUCUCGGACGUGACGUCACAAAUAAAGAUCUUGAUAAAUGUCACGGACGAAUGGUGAAUGGGAAAUACAGAUACCAUGUCAACACCGAGUUCCCUUACUAUCUAGGUUGUUACAAAGGGAACCCAACACAUGCCAACCACGUUCGUACUCAACAUGGUAUCUGUACGAACACUUCCUCUCUUCCCGAAUACGGAUACGUAUGCGCAUGUCCGAGAGGCCAACACCCUCCCCCUCAAGGACACGGAACAGGAGUGUCCGGAAACCACCAUCACCACCUUGGAGGACUUUUUGGUAGAUAG
Molecule: messenger RNA, 804 nt
Organism: Ylistrum balloti
Lineage: Eukaryota; Metazoa; Mollusca; Bivalvia; Pectinida; Pectinidae
Exons: 5
Coding region: 1-804 (267 amino acids)
Source: RefSeq, a predicted model, not a curated record